Molecule: messenger RNA, 1077 nt
Organism: Triticum turgidum subsp. durum (durum wheat)
Lineage: Eukaryota; Viridiplantae; Streptophyta; Magnoliopsida; Poales; Poaceae
Source: the annotation of a GenBank genome assembly
AUGCCCCCGGUGCCUGCCGCGGCGUCGUCGAGCGUCCCCAACGUGCCCCCGGAGAGCACCUCUACGGGGGGCAUGUCGUCGCCGGGCAACUCCAUGGCGCCCCUGGAGAGCACCCCUACGGCUACGGGGGCCGCGGCGUCGCCGGGAAACUCUGUGGUGCCCCCGGAGAGCAACCCUACGGCGAGUCCCCCGCCCUCUGUCACGGAGCCAGAGCGGCUUUCUUUAUCCAUCCAAGAUGAAUCCUCAACUCCCCUGCUUUCGGUCGACGUCGACGACCUGCACAAGCAUGCCAUCGAGUUCUUGGAGGAAUCGAACGGAUACCCUGUCCUCACGGAUCCUGCCGCCGGGUUCGCCAAGCUACUGGAGCUGUUCGCCGCGGCCGAGUCAAAGGCCAUGUAUGCUGGAGAUCUGAAGGCGGCCGCCUCCAUCUUGAGCAAAGCUGCCGCCGAUGGCAAGCUUCCGGUGAAUCUCGCGGGCACCGCAAAGAGGCUGGCAUCUGAGGCGACGAAACUCGCGUCCGAGGUGGAGACCAGGCAUACUAUUUCCUCUUUGGCGAGGAUUCGCUCAUGCUGCUGCCUCUCGGCGUCCCAGAUAGCGCGCUACUGGUCAUGGUGCUGCACUGAUGAGUUGCCCCUCCAUCGCAGAGACCUUGAUCGGCAGGCCUUAUUUGUUGACAAGCUCUCCGCGCUCUACUGCUUAUCGAUGCCGGCUUCGCUUGGCCUCCUUCCAUACUUGCCUGCUACGAUUCCCAAGGACCAGUCUGUGCUCAUGGCGUAUAUCUAUGGUCUGAUUUUCUCAUCGGCCUCCAUCGGGCUAGUCCUGAGCCUCCACCCGAUGAAGCGCUUUGACGUGGAGCUAGCACGUUUUGUUAGCAGGCUCAGUUUUGUGGGUCUGUCAGUGCUCGUUCUCAUAUAUGUGUACUACGCAUUGUCGCCGGGUAACUACGCUAUGCUCGGAAUUUGUUCAGGGAUACUCGCUGCUGGCCAUGGAUAUGCAUGGAUUAGGAGCUGUUGCAGCAGAGCAGAGGACCCUUCAGACGCGCCAGAGGAAGUUUCAUCUGAUCACCGCAGUGAAUGA